Molecule: messenger RNA, 3277 nt
Organism: Linum trigynum
Lineage: Eukaryota; Viridiplantae; Streptophyta; Magnoliopsida; Malpighiales; Linaceae
Source: the annotation of a GenBank genome assembly
CAUAAAGUUGUUUUUGUUGACAUGCUAUUGAAGAAAAGGGUGCGGAGGAAGAGAAAUCUCACACGGAAAUUCGAAUUUUGGAUCUCCAUACAAAAAAACGAGAGUGUAGCACUAAACCAACCACUCUUUCACAAGAUGAGAGAUAUUUGAAUGAUAAGGGGAUAACUUAAUUCACACAAAAGCUAGACAAAAAUUAUAAGUACAAUUGAGUCAUUCAAGUGUGUUAUGAAGUAUUGGUAUUUUGGGAUACAAAUUAAACUUGUUUUUUUUUUUCGUUAAAUUUAUAAGUUCCAUUUUUGCCAUAAAUGCAUUUGUUUCAUAAAUAAAUUUACAUAAAAGUUAUAGAUAUAUACUGAAUAUGUAUGAACAAGUUUAGUUUAUACGGUAAAUGUUUUUUAUAAACCAAACCAAACCAAAACUAAAUUUGUAAAAUGUAAUAGAGCCAAGCAAAAUCCUCCUUUGCCUUGGGCCUUUGAGGUUCGGGUUUGUUACCUUGCGUUUUCUUUGCCUGAUCCAACCCAGUUAAAGAAAGAGGCUUAAAGCCCAGAUAAGAGGGAGGUGUUCGUUUUAUUGCUUUUGCUGCGAAACGGUGCUGUUUCAUUAAUCAUUAUUACGCAAUUUCCUCCGAUCAAGGUUGUCAAACCGGUUUAUAUCGUUGUGCCGGUUUUGCAAGUGGAAUGGUACGACCGGUGGUAUAACCUGUUUGUGCCGGUUCAUGCCGGUUAAAAAAAUGUGAAAACAAUUAAUAUCUAAUGUAUUUAAUCAUAUAUAAAACAUAUUUGUGGACAAUUUAGUUACAAUCCAACAAAUAUCAUCAACUUUUAGCUAUUACAUUCAUAAAAUGAACGAUAAAUUAAUUUUUUUAUUCAUUAAGUUCAUUAAAGUGAUGUCAUUUUACUUAGAAUGCGUAAGUCGAUCAUACCGGUGGACGAUGGUGUCAUGCCGGUUUCAUGACCGGCACAGGUUGAACCAGGUUCAACCGGGUGACAUGCCACCGGCAUGACAACCAUGCCUCCGAUUCAACGGAAAAUUAAGAAAGAAGUCAAUCGGCCUUUUCCCAUCGACCUCAAGUCCUUAACCCACCCAAAUCCCAAUACCCAUCUCUGCCAGUCCUUCCACCACACCCCGGUUGCCGUCGCGGAGGCGCCGUCGAUGUUUACAUUUUAGUUCCAACUUACAAGUUCCACGCUUCCUUUCAGAUCUCCAAUAUCCAACCGCAAUUCCAGACUUCCCGCCUGGAUGUCCCGAGUCUGAAAUCUGCUGAUUCCGUAGCAUCAAUCGAAGGAGAAGAAGGCCUCAGCAUCGCCAGUCUUCAUCAACUGCUCAAUUUUAUCAAUUAGGGUAAUCCCACGACCUCGUUUUUCUUCUUCUUUACUUGGGGAUCUCUCCGGUCUCGGCUAAUUCAGUAAAUCUGCACAGAAAAGUGAAAUUCAACUAGGACAAUUCCGUUAGUUGUUCUUGUUAUGUACUACAUUAGGGUGAAUUCUCCAAUAUACAAUGUAUAGCCUGCUGAAACCUGUGGUUGCGGUUAUGUAGAAGGUCAUGGUUGUAGAAACGGAAGGAAGAAGAUGAAGAGCUUCAACGGCAUGCUAGCCAUGAUUUGUAGCUCUUUCCUUGGGGUCUGUGCAUUCACCUUCGUUGCUGGAUACCCAAUUCCAACAUUUGGGAGAAUAGAGGUUGCCAGCAAUGUAUUGAUUCCUGGAAAUGAACUGUGGAGGGAGACUCUUUCCUUGCAGGGAGGUUCUCGUCUGUAUGAACUGCGGGACUUGAAAUCGAACACUUGGUAUGAAGUGAAGAUAUCUUAUCCGGCUUCUAUACCUGCUAGCUUCACUUUACAACUGAAGAAAGAUGCUUCUGAUUUGGGAAUGAACUGGAAUCGAAGAAUACUAAACACAGAGAAAUUAAUUUUCAAGACUGAUGAGUUUAGUGGCACACAGAACCUGUUGUAUGUAUCGGUAACUGUAGAGCCGGAGGGGGUGGUUGCAAUACGUAAUGUACCAGAGAGGGAAACAAUCAUCUUCAACAUAGUAUGCGAUGAAUUGUUGCUGGGUAUACCACACAAGGCUUGGUGGGUGGGAGUGUUGGUGUUGCUAUGUUUAGUGGCUGCAUUCAUCAUUCCUCGUUUGCUCCCAACACUCGUGCUGCCUGAAAACGGAAGCUCCAGAUCAUCAUCAUACGAAGGUGUUGCCAAAGAAUCUUAGGAGUAGGAAGUUUUCAGAACCGAUUCAGCAGCAGGGAGGGGAUGUUGGGUUGUCGAAGCUCCUUCUAUGGUCAUCAUGGAAGCUUUUAGGUUUUAAUUGUCAUUGUUAGCAUUUUUGUGCAGAACAGGAGAAAGGAAGGAGUGGCAGCCUUCUCCAUGGUUGAAAUUAGGGAGGAUCGGUAUCGUAUUCAAUGUGGUUGAAAAAUAUUAAAAGUGUAAUAAAACUGUACGAGUUCGAGAUGGCUUAUUGCUAAAUUCCUAAUUAUCAUACGUUCAUACUUUUAUUAUUUCAUCUAUAAUAAGUAGCUAAAAAUUCUUCAUUAUUUUCUCAAAUUUUGAUAAUUAAGACCUCGCAAUCAAACUCUUUUCAUAUUGCUUUGGGUUAUAGUGCUUUGGGUUAUAGGUAUAAUAUGUCUCUCUACUAUGAUGUUUUAUCAAAUAUGCCCCUUUACUAUUUUUUACCUCAAACAUGCCCCUGUACUUUGUAAAAAUUAUCAAACAUGCACUUUUGUUAAAAUUUUCGUCCAAAAACAAUUAAUCAACGCCGAACUUUGAUUUGGACGACACAAAUAUCUAAAAUAUUCCUAAUAAUUUCACUUUAGAAUUUUUUGGUUCUUUUGUAUAGCCAAAUAAUUCAAAUAAUUUCACUUUGAAGAGACCCAGAGAAAUAAAACGGGGGACAAAACUGAUAUUUUCCCUCCUACAUGCCAAUGUCGGAUCGUCUAAAUCUCGGUUCAACCAUGAUUGACGAUUUUUUCAAUGGAAAUUUUAGCAUAAGGGCAUGUUUGACAAUUUUGUCAAAGUAUAGAGACAUGUUUGAUGUAAAAAAUAAUAGAGUAACAUGUUUGAUAAACCGUCGUAGUAGAUGGACAUAUUAUACCUAUAAUCCUAUUGCUUUUAAUCGACUCAUCUUUCUUAUAUUUUUUAUCGUUUAAAUAGGGAAUAGAAACACAACGGUGGCUGAAAAGCUCAUGUGACUGUGAGUAUACCCCACUCGGCCCGUAGACGCUCCUCAAUCCUCAUCGAAGAUAAAACAUUUUCGCUUUCAUUUCAUUUGAAUAUAUUAAGGAGAAAUUU